CACCUUCUCUGACUUUUUUUUCGCGUCGCAUUCAAUCAAAAACCACCUUUUCGUCUGCGGUUUAUCAACCAACAUCAAAACCACAUCGCGUCGAUCUUUAUCUAUACAAAACAUUCGUUUAGAGUUGAUCUAUUGAUCUCAUAAUAAACAAGAUGUCUGACUUCGGUGAUGAGGGUGAUGUUGGAGGAGACGAGCCUAUGUACGAGGAUGAAGAGGUCUUCGAAGACGAGCUUGACCCUGAAGUUCUCGAUGAAGAUGAAGAGUUCAAUCGUCGACACUUAGAAGAGGAAGAGGCCACCGUCAUCGGAGGCGACCCGUCUGCUGCCGCAAACCGAACCAAGGCGACUACAAAGUCCCACAAAGACAAGAAAGUCCCUAACGAAGAACGAAUCACCACCCCGUACAUGACCAAGUAUGAGCGAGCUCGUGUGUUGGGUACUAGGGCGCUACAGAUCAGUAUGAAUGCCCCUGUCCUCGUGGAUCUAGAAGGAGAGUCCGAUCCGCUUCAAAUUGCCAUCAAAGAACUUCGCGAGAAGAAGAUUCCGCUGAUCAUCCGCCGUUACCUGCCUGAUGGCUUCUACGAGGACUGGUCGUGUGAAGAGCUACUCCAGUGAAUUGACUACUGCUAGAGUAUUUUCCUCUGGGUCAAAUACAAUUUGGUCCUUGCAUCGCCUCUGGGAUCGCCCCAAGAUACUCUCGAUUUCGUCACGGGUAGGAUAAGGCUGGCUUAUAGGAAGGCCGAAAAAGAAUGAAUCGUCAGAUGGUUAAAGAGAAGUGUGCAUGAGCAUUGGAGUUUGUGGUUUGUUUAAGGAAUAUAUCAGAUUUUCCCCGGGCAUAGUCCUUCUUGAUACGCCUCAUUGUAGAGCCAACAUUCAAUCGGCCUAUAAUACGUUAUCUAAUUACCUCGCUAGGCAAAUGUAGAUUGCAUCAUAAUGUUUUCUAUAGCUAUGGCAACGCCUGUCAGCCUCAGCUGAACGGGUAGACACCCCAUGACAAACGACAAUCACAUACGUCAGCAGUGAGAUAUAUUGCCAGAUACGGCGAGACGUUCUUACCGAGUUUACCGAUAGUCUUGCCGUUAACUGUGGUUUUCUCGAUUGCGUUGUUAUUGCGUAUAUCAGAUCUAAUAGCAAAGGAACGAAACAGAUAAUUUGUUUCGAUAUCCUGCAUUCGUGAACAUUGCCCAUACUAAUAUAUGUGCUGCUG
Molecule: messenger RNA, 1206 nt
Organism: Annulohypoxylon maeteangense
Lineage: Eukaryota; Fungi; Ascomycota; Sordariomycetes; Xylariales; Hypoxylaceae
Product: RNA polymerase Rpb6
Exons: 4
Coding region: 153-614 (153 amino acids)
Biological process (GO): DNA-templated transcription
Cellular component (GO): RNA polymerase II, core complex; RNA polymerase III complex; nucleus
Molecular function (GO): DNA binding; DNA-directed RNA polymerase activity
Source: RefSeq, a predicted model, not a curated record